AUGAUGGACGGGUCUCGGUCGGACAGUGUCACCGUGGCCACGGAAGGCGUCAGCAUCGGCGCCAGCGCCAGUUCCCGUGACUCGCCGCGCGACCUGAAUAGUCGGAGGGCUGCCGCCUGUCUUGUGUGUCGUCGCUCCAAAAUCAAGUGUGAAAAGGGCCGGGCGCAAGACGAUGACCGUUGCCAUCGAUGUCUGCAAUUGGGGGUCCAAUGUGUUCGGCCGGACUUUCAUGUUGGUCGCCGGAAGGGUGUCAAAAACAAACGCACAGGACUGGAGAAGGCCUUGCAUCAGGUGGAGCAAGCGUUGCGACGGACCGGGACCGGCAUCGAGGCAGCCCAAGUUGUCUCGGAUCUAAAACUGCUACUCGGCCCGGGGCCGCAUGGCCCGGUGUCUCUCUUGAAUCACGACCAAUCCCGGGCCAGGGGCGCGGAGCCCCGUCCGGAGUCCAGGCAGGGCAACGACAUCCUCCUGCCGGACGUAUCUUCCGACGCCGGCGACAGCUCCAUUUCGGACCAGGACCAGGAUCAAGACCCGGACCAACAGCAAGACGGCAUCAGCUUGAAGCAGGAGUCAACACCCUCUCAAGGCCAUGUGGGAGAAGAGAGUUUAGCAGUGGAUGAUGCUGAGAACCCGCUCCAACUCCUCGCGCGGGCGUCCGACUUGCAUGUCUCACCCAAGUCUGGGGUUGAUCGCCACGCGGCGUCGGAAGCCAUGUCUCAGCAGCGAGCUCACCAGAACAAGCAGAGCGACAAGAUCUCCGAAGUCGAAAAGUUCUUCAAGCUUAGCCAGUUCAGCCUCGACACAGGCCCAGACCUGGAUCCCAUUUCCCUCGGCUUGAUCACUGUGGAAGAAGCCGAGAUGCUCUUCAACUUUUUCCACCACAACCUCGCUCAUACCCGCUGGGGUCUCGAUCCGGCCCUUUACACGGCAGCGUUCACCCGAUCUCGUUCCGCAUUCUUGUUCACAUCCAUUGCCGCUGCUGCGGCAUUGUUCAUGCCCCGGGCCUCCGCCCUCUCUCGUCGGCUGUCUAACCACUGCAAGGCGCUGGUCAACCGCAUCAUCCUAGACCGGUACCGCUCCGUGGAGAUCGUGCUCGGGUUCAUGGUCAAUGUGCCCUGGAUGUUCCCCGGCAAGCACAGCACCGACGACGAGACGUGCUGGUACGUCUCCAUGGCCACGACCAUGGCACUAGAUCUGUCGUUGCACAAGAUUCUUGUGCCGAUCGCCUCGCUUCGAGAAGGGCCGGGUGGACGUGGUGAUGGGACCUUUGGGGGUAUCGCGAGGGCUGACUGCAUCGACCCGAGGGUGGCCCUAGCCCUGGAUGGUUUCGGGGAUGUGGAACCAUCGUCAGAGUUUGGACAGAGACUGUUGAGGAGGCGAGAGCGGUGCUGGAUUGCGUUGUUUGUGUUGGAACGAGGGAUGUGCCUGGCGAGAGGACGCUGUUACACCGUCCCUAUCACACCUAUACUCAGAGGCUGCGACCAAUGGCAUCUGUCAAGUAUCGCCGACACCAUGGACGGCCAUUUGGUCUCGAUGGCCGUUCUACGGAGGGAUUUGGAUGAAUUAUUCUCCUCUAUCAGAGCCCUUUGUGACGAGUCUAGAGACGGCCGAGCGGAUGGCUCGAUGGUCGCCCGGUCUAUCCAGAUGAUUGUCGAAAAGUUCUUUGACGAAUGGCACGCCAAAUGGGGCAUCUCGAUCGGAAGCGGCCCCCAGCAUCGACUGCCACCUUACGUUCAAAUUCUUGUCACACACACACGCUUAUCUAUCUACAGCACUGUCAUCAACCACCCGACAGCGCCGACCGAGGUGCGGCACUUCUUCCACGCUGCUAGCUUAUCAUCGGCGCUCAACGUCAUGCGGGCCGCCAUUCAGGGCGAAGGGCAGUUAUCGAGCAUGCCCAACAACACAGCAAUCAUGAUCUCGUUCGCCGCGUGCUUCGCGCUGCGACUCAGCGGGCAGUUUGCAGGCAACUCAAAUCUGGCUCCCAGCGUCCGCACGCUCAUUGAGGAGACCGCAGAAGUACUGGAGCGGGUGGGUUCGACCACGGAGCACCGCAACGGUAUGUCCACUCUAUACGGCAAAUACCUCAAGUACAUUGUCAAAAAGGCGGCCGCUUCCGUACCCGCUCCUCCCGAGGCCUCCGUCAGACCCCGUGCGGGCACUCACCCGGAUCUCCUUUCCCAACGCCGCCCUGCAACUGCCUAUACCCGGCCCAACAACAAUUCCAGCCACACUACCCGGGCCAGCUUCAGCAUGACGGACACCAUGCAUGCCCGCCCCCCAGUUUCCGGUUUCAUGGAGCCCCCAGGCUGGAAUGAACCGAUCCAAUUCUCGUCCAUGUCCGACGACCAAAUCGUGGAAGCGCUCAGUCGGGUAAACAAUGAGCUGGAUCCGGCGUUAAGCAUGUAUCCCUGGGACGACGCGGCCGCGUUGGACUGGCUAAAUUGGUCUAAUCUGCCCGACUUUGGAACCUGA
Molecule: messenger RNA, 2475 nt
Organism: Dichotomopilus funicola
Lineage: Eukaryota; Fungi; Ascomycota; Sordariomycetes; Sordariales; Chaetomiaceae
Exons: 4
Coding region: 1-2475 (824 amino acids)
Biological process (GO): regulation of DNA-templated transcription
Cellular component (GO): nucleus
Molecular function (GO): DNA-binding transcription factor activity, RNA polymerase II-specific; zinc ion binding; transcription cis-regulatory region binding
Source: RefSeq, a predicted model, not a curated record